This is a messenger RNA of Closterium sp. Yama58-4, 1800 nucleotides long. The record is from the annotation of a GenBank genome assembly. Lineage: Eukaryota; Viridiplantae; Streptophyta; Zygnematophyceae; Desmidiales; Closteriaceae.
AUGGAGCCUCUCUCACCACAGCAGCUGCGUGAGUGGUACGCUCGGCGCACCCGCCUUCAGAGUAGAGCCGCUAGCAGUGCUGUGUCUAGGGGUGCUGAGCCUGAGCGUGUGGAGCCUGGGGGUGCUGAGCCUGCGGGUGCGGAGCCUAAGGGUGUUGAGCCUGGGGGUGCGGAGCCUGGGGAUGCUGGGCCUAGGGGUGCUGCGGCCGGGGGUGCUGAGCCUAGGGGUGCUGCGUCUGGGGGUGCUGAGCUUGCUGGUGCUGAGUCUGGGAGUCCUGUGCCUGGUGGUGCUGCGUUUGCUGGAGUCUCGUCGCUAGAGCUGGAGGCCCUGGAGCUGGUGGCGCUGGCGCUGGAGCGGCUGGAGGCGCUGACUCUAGAGGAGCUGGAGACGCUGCAGCGGGAGGUACUAGAGCUGGAGGCGCUGGGGCUGGAGGCGCUGGAGUUGGAUGCCCUGGAGCUGGUGGCACUGGCGCUGGAGCCGCUGGAGGCGCUGACUCUGGAGGAGCUGGAGACGCUGCACCUGGAGGUACUGGAGCUGGAGGCGCUGGCGCUGGAGGCGCUGGAGCUGGAGGCGAUGACGCUGGUGGCGCUGGAGCUGGAGCCACUAGACCUGGAGACGCUAGCACUGGAGGCACUGGAGGCGCUGGAGCUGGAGGUGCUGUGGUUGCUGGCGCUGGAGGCCCUGGAGCUGGAGCUGUCCGAGCUUCCGCCCGAGUCGGUGCUCCAUCAAGCUCUUAGUCUUCCUUCGUCCACUGCCCUUCCUCCGGACUCACCGCUGCCUGCCCCGCCUCGUUACACUGAGCAGCCGGUCUCCCUCACAGAACGUCGUGAACCUGCGUCUCGUCCUGCCUCCCCUGUUCGCACUGUUCGCCGUGCUCGUCGUGUUCCUCGUCCGCGUCCUCCUCCUGUGCCAGGUACUCACACUAUGGCACUUCGUCCUUCCUCUGUUCCGCAGCGUGUCCCUCUGCCGUCUCCUCCUGCGUCCUCUCUUCUUGACGUUCCGGACCCUGCGUCUGACUUGAUUCGUGCUGCCAGCCCCACUGUCACGCGUCUCCUCGCUACUGUCGUUACUGACCCGUCGUUUGAGUCUACUACUGCGUCUGCCAUAGUUGCUGGUCUUGUGGACUUUGCUGCUGCGUGUCGUCUAGACUACGCCACUAGCCUUGUUGCUGAGUCUGAGUCUGUCUGUCCUCCGUCCGUCGGGGGUGAGUGUGCUCUUGGCACGGACAUCCUUGAGGACAGGCUGCAGAACUUUGACUGUCUUGCGGCUGCUGUACCUCAUCUCAUGGCCUGGCUGCUUGCACCUGAGGGAGACCCGGAUGCACUGGACAUCCCGACCCCGCGCUCUUACGCAGAGGUGAUCACGGGUCCUUACUCCUCUCAGUGGCACACAGCCAUGGACGCAGAGAUGGCAUCCUGGAAGUCCAUAGGCACUUACGUCGACGAGGUUCCCCCUCCUGGGGCGAACAUAGUCGAUGGCAUGUGGAUUUUCAGGGUGAAGCGGCCGUCGGGUUCUCCGCCUGUCUUCAAGGCUCGUUACGUUGCUCGAGGCUUCAGUCAGCGACAGAGAGUUGACUUCUUCCAGACCUUCUCCCCUACCCCGAAGAUGACCACUCUUCGGGUGCUGCUGCACGUUGCCGCUCAGCGUGACUACGAGCUUCACUCUCUUGACUUCAGCACAGCGUUCUUACAGGGCAGCCUGCACGAGGAGAUCUGGCUGCGCCGCCCUCCUAGCUUCACUGGGUCGUUUCCUGCUGGUACCCAGUGGAGCCUCCGGCGGCCAGUCUACGGUCUCCGCUAG